Molecule: messenger RNA, 2025 nt
Organism: Stylophora pistillata
Lineage: Eukaryota; Metazoa; Cnidaria; Anthozoa; Scleractinia; Pocilloporidae
Product: neutrophil cytosol factor 2
Biological process (GO): superoxide anion generation
Molecular function (GO): superoxide-generating NADPH oxidase activator activity; protein binding
Source: RefSeq, a predicted model, not a curated record
AAUAGAUCGAAAAUUCCUUUCACUAUUGAAAAUCAGGACCGUUAAUAACCACAACGCUGAUUAUUCAUACAGCUACAUCUACAGAGCAUAUACGUUCGUCAAUCAUUGCGGAAAUUGCUCACACAUAUGCACGCCCUCGACUACUGCCCUAUCUGAUAUACUAACUUAAUUAGCUUUUAGUUGUCAAAAGCAUUUUCGGGUGGACUCAGGGAAAAGUCAGUCAAAUUCAACAACCAGGCUGAAAUCGAGUCAAGCUGAUAACAAAGUAAGUGUUUUGAUUUACGCCAGGACAUGAAGAACAUGUCUUCCGUAGAAAUAUUGAAUAUUUGGAAAGAUGGUGUGACUUUUAUGGAGAAGGGCAAGUAUGAGGAUGCACUAACAAACUUUAUGGCUCUGAAAGGAAGGACUGACUCUUCUCAGCACCUGAUUACCUCAGGCAGAAAUCUGUUUAAUAUUGGACAAAUGUAUCUGGCCCUUGGAAGAAUGGAAAUGGCAGCACAGGCAUUUGAAGAGUCAAUAGCUAAAGACCCAAUGAUGGCGAUUGCCCAUUAUAUUCUGGGAAGAAUCAAUUUGGCUUUAGAUAGAAAUGAAAGAGCCUUAAAGAACUUUAGCGAUGCUGCUUUAUUUCUUCGUGGAAACAAGUUGAUAAAUUAUAAUCAAUUAGGCUUGAAGGUUAACCUUUACUUGUGUGAGAUUCUAGCCAACAGGGCCGUCGCUCAGUCCAGAUUAGGGAAUGUCGAAGAAACAAAAAAUGAUUUCCUAAUGGCCUUACAAUUCAAGAUGGAGCCACGGCAAAGCAUCAUUCAGGAUCUUCUUCUUUCCUGGCAGUCUGGGCAGAGUGUAGAGCCUCUUAAGAUGCCAUCGCCAUCCGUUUUCAAACCGUCAAAAGGGGUUACUGAUGCUGUAAAAAAAGAGCCUAAAUUCAUGGGACAUUCUAAGGUCAUUGCUGAGGUUCAAGUCAGGAGUUUUCCCGGCCCACGAAGUACACCUUCUAGUCCUCAACCGAAACGUUCCCCACCUCGUCCUACAACCCCCUCAAAAUUUGUGGUAGAUGAGUCUCUUGCCGAACAACACCUCCCUCAAGUAGCACAUGCGGCAUCCACGAGAGAUGCACUGCUAGGCGAUUUACGGAAAAACGAAACCCGUGGGUCCUUAAAGGAAGUCACAGCUAGGAAAGAACCUCCCACUAAACCGCUCCCCGUUCUCCCUAACUUCCUGGACAACCCUCAACAGUCGCCGCGCGCUUCUCCUACUCCGAGAUUUCCGAGAUCCGAUUCAGGAUAUCUUUCACCGCGUUCUUCAAUAAAGAGUUCAAAGAGUGAAUUUAGGCCAAUAACUCCACCAUCGCUUGAAAAUACGCGACCACAGACACCUGUUGAAAUGGGGCCUCCCUCCAAGCCCCUUCCACCUACUCCAGGAUCAAAAAGCCCAAGCCCGGUUCCUUCACGGGACAAAGUCUCGCCUGCCCAGUCUGGAAAAAAACGUGAUGUCGAAUUGGUUUUCACACAUUCUAUUACAGUGGACGAGUCAGUUUCAACCGUGGACCUUUUGAAAGCAGCAGCUGCUGCUUUUAAGCUGCCUGAAAAUUCAUUUGCACUUUGGUGCAUGAAGGACAACCGGCUUACAGUUUUAAAAGAUCAAGAUCUGGAAGAAAUCUUCCGCUCAUCAUCAGACAACAAUCCACAAGUUUUCUGCUACAAAAGCAAACAAGAAUGAAUGAGUUUCGACCGAAUUUUCGAUAGCGGUGAGGGUUUGAUCGACAGAUACAUACCUCGUGAAAAGCCCGUUCUUAAAGAAAAAGAAAAAAACUUGGCGUGGAACUCUGACUUGUAUCGAUCUCAUAAAUUUCGAAAUACAGAUCUCGAAAUACUCCUCUAAAUUAAGGGAGCUUUUUUUUUUUCUGCCUACCAAUAAAAAUGCCAAAAAUCCCGUUCGCGACGACGGUGGACACCUUAAGCAACCACGACGGCGACGGCAACGAGGACGCAGAAAAACAAGAGAUCUAAUUGGCAGAACAAUAGCUCA